Anolis carolinensis (green anole) is the source of this 12546-nucleotide messenger RNA. RefSeq names its product ring finger protein 130 (gene rnf130). The transcript has 8 exons. Bases 656 to 1915 code for a protein of 419 amino acids. The record is from RefSeq and is a predicted model, not a curated record. Lineage: Eukaryota; Metazoa; Chordata; Lepidosauria; Squamata; Anolidae.
CCGGCAGGCAGGUUGCUGUUGGUGGCUCCGCCAUCAGGCUCGGCGGCAGUCGCGGAGAGGAAAGAGACGGCGGCGGCGGAGGCGGACGGCGCACAAGCGUGGACUGAGGGGAAGCGGGCCGGUCUCUUUAUGGAGCUGCCGCUCUUGCCUCCGCCGCAGCCGCUGGCCUGGGGCUGAGGAGGCCGCCCUCGCCCCUUCCCUUCGCCGGAGAAACAGAAACAAAGCCCCGCUAGGAGCUGCCUGCCUCCUUCUCCCGCCUCCUUGGCUGAAAUUCAGGCAGAGCCCCGCGAGAGGAGGCGCCGCCGCCGCCGGAGCAGGGCCCUUCCUCCCGCCCUCCCUUCCGCCCUUCCUUGGGCAUUUGGAGCCAGUUUUCCCUCCGUUGGAAUAAGGAUCCGCAUCCUCGCCUGUCUUCCAGCUGGGCCCCCUGUCAUCGACCUUUGUUUUGAAGGCGCUUCCCUCGCCUCCAUCACCACCAGCUUCCUCCAAAGGACCAAGAUGCCUUUCCCCGCUCUCCAUGUCGGGGUUGUCACUCACCUUUGACGCUGAUGUGGAAUGAUAUGUGUUUAUGCAUACCAUCAACGUAGGUAUUCCCCUUUUUUAAAUUCAGGAUAUAUAUAUAUUUGAGAGGCGGCCAUAGCAGUUUUCCAGGCUGAAAAUGAUCCUAAAGUGGGUUUUGCCUUACUGGACCUGUAUCUCCUCCGUGCCCAUUUUGGUCGUCUUGAACUGUUACGCUCUGCUUGCUAGCGCAGAUAAUACCAACCAAGCGUAUUAUACAGCUUUCCUGAAUGUGACUGUCUUGAAUCCAGAGCGCUCUGCUUUCCUCAUCCGUGGUCGCUAUGGGCAGGAUUCGCCCAAAAGAGGUGUCACGGGCCUGCUGCUGGCGCCUUUGCCCAUCAAUGGAGUUGUAGAUCGUUUAGGCUGUGAUCAACGAACACGGUUUCAAGUUCCCCCAAACACCAAACAGUGGAUUGCUCUUCUGCAGCGAGGAAAUUGCACCUUUAAACAAAAAAUAAUGCGAGCAGCUUUACAGAAUGCUUCAGCUGUGGUAAUUUACAACAAUGUAUCUGGAGAGGAGCCUGUCACUAUGACUCACCAAGGAACUGGUGACAUAGUCACUGUCAUGAUCACAGAGUUGAAGGUUAAGGAGAUCCUAACUUACUUAGAAAAAAAUAUGUCUGUCCUAAUUGCAAUAGCAGUUGGAACCCGCUCUCAAAACAAAAACUUUAGUCGUAGCUCACUUGUCUUCGUAUCAAUAUCAUUUAUAGUUUUGAUGAUAAUUUCUUCAGCGUGGCUAAUCUUUUACUUCAUUCAGAAGAUAAGAUAUACAAGUGCCCGUGAUCGAAAUCAGCGCCGUCUUGGAGAUGCUGCCAAGAAAGCUGUUGGUAAACUGACGACGAGGACUGUGAAGAAAGGUGAUAAGGAAACAGACCCAGACUUCGACCAUUGUGCUGUCUGCAUUGAAAGCUACAAGCAAAAUGAUGUUGUCCGCAUUCUUCCAUGCAAACAUGUUUUCCACAAAACCUGUGUAGAUCCAUGGCUCAGUGAACACUGCACCUGUCCUAUGUGUAAACUGAACAUUUUGAAGGCCCUGGGAAUUGUGACAAAUGUGCCAUGUGCUGACAAUAUGGCCUUUGAUAUGGAAAGGCUUACCAGAGGUCAACUAGGAAACAGAAGAUCAGUACUUGGUGACCUUAGCAGUGACACUUCACUCACUCUUGAGCCCCUGCGUACUUCUGGAAUAUCACAAUUUCCACAAGAUGGGGAGCUUACUCCAAGGACAGGAGAGAUAAAUAUUGCUGUGACUAGUGGCCAUUUUUUCCAUCGCAAUUCUCUCUCUCCUCGGAGCUUGGUCUAUGAAAACGACUUCUCUUCCAUUGAGCCCGUCUUGGACAUGUAUGAUGAGAACAAGACCUGAAGAGGAUCUGCAUCCUUCUUGCUUUGCUCUCUUUCCCUUUUUCCUUUUCCGUUUCUCAUUCCUAUUGUUGUGUACUCCUUCCAUGGGUGUCCUUUGUCUGAAGAAGAGCUGCCUUUUCCAGAACAUGUGCCUGGCUGCCAGGCUGCAAAGGUGAAGCUCAGCUGAGGCAAUAUCUGAGGAUGACAUCUGUGAACGGAUGAAGUGUGCACAAACGUCGGCUGUGGGAGGUUGCCGAAUGGCAGAAUUGCCGUUAGCAGUGCCAGAUUGAUGGUGUCAGUAUGCUAGAGGUUUACCCUACUCAGUUUUAAUUUUGUACAACAAUCACCUCUCUUGAGUAGGCACAUGGUAUUUCUCUUUUUUAAUACAAAAAUUGCAGUGUUUGCCAGCUUCGUUGCCUGACGGAGGAAGGGGCAGGCUGACUGCCCAAAGUGCUCCAGCUACUUUUGUUCUGUCUUUGCUCUUAUACUGAACGGUUCCCAUUCCAAAGGGAUCUCCAAGAAACGUAUUUACGUCCCAGCUUUGCUGUUUUAACAGGCUGAUGGCAGAGCAAACCAACGUUACAGCCUGCAACAUCCAUACAAGAUUCUGGGGAUCUUUUGUGUUUCGUUGCUGAGCCUAACUAUGAACAAAACCUGCUUAGAAAGAAUGCAAAAAAACAAAACAAAAACACAGCCAUUUUUCCAGCCUUCUCCAGAAGGAAUCUCUAACUUUAAAAUAUGCUGCUGAAAUUUAUAUACCCAAUAUUUGACCUUGGUGAUUUCAGACAUCUUAAGAAGAAUCCAGGAAUCAAAAAAAAAUAGGUUAUUGCUUGUUUUUCAAAGAUGUGUUGUUUUUUCACUCUAAUUUUUAAGAAGCCAGAUACGUUGGUGUUAUAUGCUGAAGGAACUGGAAAGCUUCCUUCCUACAUGUUUUUAUUGAGAUAACUCUAAAUCAUGGAGCAACAAACAUUUUUUCCAAAGCUGCUCGUAUUCCAGGGGACAUGAACAUUAUGAAUGCAGCCAGGAGGUAAAUCAGCAGCUGCUUUGACAUCCAAAUGAAUCCCUUUUUACUAUAAUGGGGCAUCAGUAGCAAGACAUAAACUUUCUGAUGCAAAAACAGACAGUUAAAAGAUGAAAGACUAAUGUUUUUAAAAACUAUCAACAGUGUUGCUUGAGCAAAAAAAAGUAUAAUAUUCAGAUUUGAUUUGAACUGUGGAAUUGUUUCUCUGAAGUAUGUUUUUCUGCUGAGGAUGCCACGUGAAACAUUAACAACUGACAAAUGUCAUUUUCCCCCACUGCAAAUCUGAGCUCUGUAGAGAUAGAAAAGGUACCCUUGUAGUGUGAACAUGAGCUUAAUUCUCUUGUCAGUCUUGAUUGCUGAAGAGCCUGAAAGCUAAAAGGAAAGGUAAGGAAUGCUGUGUGGGUACAUUUAGGGAACUUAAGCUUAAGCAGCCAGAUGGAAAGCAUCUUGGUCUUUUUCCUACAGAAAGUAGAGAUUUACAGUAACUGGGAAAUUGUUUCCUACAAAAACAAGGACUCCCUUGCCCUGGAAUGUAGUGGAACUUUGAUGCAAAGACUUGAAGCUAGCUCUGUGAAGCUAUUUCAGGGGUGGGGGUGUUAGUAGGGAUGCUUGGUUUGUGUUGCUGUGAUGGCCAUAUUGUGUCUGAUCAUUCUUGACUGGAUAGUGCAGGGCUUAAGGGUUUACCACUGGCAACUGUUCGUUUGUUAUUUGUGCCAGGCAAGUUUUAAUAUUCACCACUAACCAUGAGAAAUUCUAAACAAAAUAUUUUUAAAAGCACAGUCUUGAAGUGUUGUGAAUUAAAUUUAGAGGUUUGGGAGAAAAGAUUAGUAAUACGCUUAACAGGAUUACAGUGAUAUUAUUUGAAUGGACACAUACACAAACCCUGCAUUCAUUUUUCCUUGUACAAACUGCCAAUAUCAUAUACAUUCAAUUGUUGAUUAGAAAGUGGUGUCACAUUAUGUAAAGAGCACUCAUGGAAAAAAUAUUAGUGGAACUUUGAUAAGAAAAAACUAAAUCAAGUUCAGUAUUAUUCAGUCAUAACAGCACGUUAUUGAUAAAUCUGAAUUUUAGAAAAUUAACAAGCGAUAAUUUAAAACUCUGAAGUGCAGAUUGCACCAGACUUUGCAAACUCCAAUAGUAGUGCAAUAUAACUUUGAGCACUGGGUGAGGGUGGGGUGAAAUGGGUAGUCCAUGGGCUAAAAGAAUGUGAAUUGGAUAGAUCCUGAGAAAACAUUAAUAGGAAGCAAAAUAUAUUCCCCGUGUAAAAAUGCAAACAGAACCCAAUCCAGAGGAGGAAAGAGUAUUUCUUAAAUUCUGUUUCAAAUCGAUUGUUUCUAGGGCUUAAUUAUACCUAAUUUAUUUUGCAUUUGAAUUCAACUCUAUAAACUCUAGGGGGUAGAUAGGAUGUUUAGUGAGUGAAUUGUAAUAUCGACGUGUUUCAACAGAUAUCAGCCCAUUGUUCUUACAAAUCUUUACAAUUUUCAGCAAAAUUUCUUGCAUCCAGUGUCCACCUUUUAACUUUUCAAACUGGAAUUACACUAUAGAGAUGAGUUGGGCAAUAUCUAAUUUUUAAGUGGUUUAAGUCUGGAUUAUUGUUUGCUAAAAAAAACCCUAGUUUUCUUUCUAAAUCAAGCAGUUUGUAAUCUGGUAGUGCCUACAUUGAGGCAAACCAUUACUUCUCCUACCACAGUGGUGACAUUGGUGAAGUAAUUCAAAUGUUGGUGGACUGCAAGUCCCAGCAGUCCCUAGGUAACUCAGUCAAUGGUGAGGAAUACUGCAGGUUGCAGUCUAACAACCGGGGAACCAUACAGUUCCAACCACUGCUGUACCACUGUAUUGUCUUUCAGUACGUCAGAAUCACAUGCAAAAGAUUCUUUCCUGGCCUUGGAAUCAGAGAUUCUUUCAACUGAAGCUUCUUGGGAUUGAACUUGGAAAUUUCUGCAUUCAAACUUGUUUUUUAACUGUCGAACUGUGCUAGCCUCUCCCAUUUUUUAAACAAAUAAGACAAGAUACUUCAACUGCAUGACUGUAGCUGUAGCUGGUCUCCCCAUUACUAAUAUUUUAAUUUGGUGUUCUAAGCAUUGGAAGUGAUCUCUGCAGUCAAUGAUAUAAAGGGAGCACUUAGAAUAAGACAUAAAAACAUUUAAGGGUAGGAUAGGUAAAGGUUUUCCCUUGACAUUAAGUCCAGUCGUGUCUGACUCUGGAGGUUAGUGCUCAUCUCCAUUACUAAGCCGAAGAGCCGGUAUUGUCCGUAGACACCAAACAUUUAAUGACUGCAGUUAAUUACUGACUCAUCUUAGUCUUACGAAUUUAGUUUUGUUUGCAAUGCUGGGUACAUUGACUCAUGAGGAUAUAAUUAUAUGAACCUAGACCAAGCUGGUGCCCUCCAGACAUUCUGGAUUAUGUCUCCCAUCACUUCUCAUCAUCGGUAAUGUUUCCGAGGCUGAUGGGAAAUGUAAUCCAAAAUUUCUGGAUGGCUUACCUAAAACAUUAUUUGUUCUAACAAUGAAAGCACUCAAAGUAUCCUUCUGAUUCAUUUAAAACUUUUCAAAUUUUGCUAAGCUAUAUAUUCCAGUGUGAUUCUGAAAUCUAAAAGGGGGGAAAUUCCUUAUCCUAUUGUGAGGAUAGUGUUCAACACCAAGGAUACCUGCUUUAAAUACACACAAAACCCAGAGUGGAUUCACCACUGGGCACCAUUAGUAUUUUAAAAACAACAUCCUUAGGGAGAAGUGUUUUAAUUCUUAUGCCUCAAUUAUACCUAUCUCAAUGUUAUUAAAAUUGCUUUUCCCCUCUAUAUCUUGUCCAUCAUCCAUUGUUUUACGUUUUGUUAUAAGUAUUCCGGGGAGAAUAUAAUUAAGUAAAUAGCAGUUGAUAUGUACAGUCACCCUGUGAGGAAAAAUGGCUUAUAUUUAGAGGCAAAUACUCAUUUAUGCCACGAGGCUAUCAUUUUCUCUUUUCUUCUAUGAUAGCUUUUUUAUUAUCAUGAUUUCUGAAAAUAAGUUUGCUUAGGAUGAGAACACAUGCAAAUUGAUUCUCAAAAUCGAAAUGGAUGGGCAUAUCUGCACACAGGUGACAAGGAAUGGUCACAGGUAUUGUCUAAAUAUCUCAGUGUGAGUAAUAUAGUAUUUUAAAACAAAAAAAAUGAAAGCAAACCAUAGAAAAUUAAACAAUGUAUAAACUUGCUCAUUCUUUUCUGCUUGAAAAGUAGAAACAUUGCUUAAUUUUUAAAAGAGACUUAAAUAAGCAAUUGAUGAUUAGUUUGCAUGCUAAAGAACUACAACAAACAUUUGUAGCAAAAACAUAGCCAUAACAUUUUUUUCUAUACAGAGAUUGUCUAAGAUAGUGGUUCUCAGCCUGGGGUCCCCAGAUGUUUUUGGCCUACAACUCCCAGAAAUCCCAGCCAGUUUACCAGCUGUUAGGAUUUCUGGGAGUUGAAGGCCAAAAACAUCUGGGGACCCCAGGUUGAGAACCACUGGUCUAAGGUGUCUGGAAGGUGGGGAGGUAUGAAACAGAUAAUGGUGCUUUUUCCAGAUGGAAAUGAGUUUCCUAACUGUGGCCUGAGAAAUAUCCUUGUCAAUGUACCCUGUCUUACAGGAAGCAUUGCUUGGAUUAGGAUUUGAUAUUUUUACCAAGCUAUCCUUGCCCAACUACCAAUACUGCUUCCCAAUUCACAGCUUCAGGGGCAGCAAUCAUUUUAUAGGUACUUGGAUGUGGUCACUUUUUUGUAGGCAGUAUAUGCCAUGAUGUUCUAAUUCUGUCCAAAAGAUGACUAGAAGGUUCAUUUGAAAUGCCAAAAGUCUCCCAGCUAAUGUACAUAACAAUUAGUUGAACUCUUACAAGUAAUAUCAUAGCAGAAAUAGUGCCUAAGAACAAUGAUACUUUUUAAAAUAAAAUUCCCCAGAUUUUGCCAUUUUCCAAGAUUAAGCCCAGACCUGUUCUCUAAUAUUUGUAUAAUGUUAAUCAAGGCCUGCCAGCAUAGCCAAUACUUAGAUAUACUAGAAGUUGCAGUCCCCACUGUCUCUGGGGGGCCUCGUGUGUCCCCAGUUCUCUUGCAGAUGAUAUAAUAAAGCAAGCAGUGGCUUAGACCAUUGAGACUAUGCCCUCUCCUUCUCUCACUAUUAUUCUAACAUUGUAGCUGUAGGGAACUCUGGAAGUGAAUAGACUUAUGAGGACUUUAUGGCAAGGCACACUUGUUCACACACUUAACGGGCUACAGAGCCUGUAUUGAAGGAGGAAGCAACUACUUUUUCUCAUCCCAUGUACUACAUGCACUGCAGAGGGGGCCAAGUACACAACCAGUUCCUUAUAAUUUCCCACAACCUCUCCAUGAAUAAGCUUUCUAAUGGUAUGUACCAUGGAGAAGGAAGUGGUAUGACUUGCACCAUAAGUUAUUAAGAGUACUAGUGGCCUGCUAGGUGUAUGAAUGAGAUUUAGGUUUCUGCCUGCUUCUGCCAGCCUGUUUCUAAGGUGUCAAAGGUGGGCUUACAGGAAGAGGAUCUGCUUUAUGCCCGAUCUUCUAGGAGGGGCCCUAAGAAAAUGCAAUAAAUAUAUAACAAUGAGAAAAUGUGAAUAGUGUGAAAAAGAAUAGAAACUGUACAUAGAAAAUACAGCAUGGGAUGGUUGUUUACUUUCUACUGUGAUGCAGUCAUCUUUGUGACCUUCCUAAGUACAUGCAAAAUUGCAGAGGAAUUGUUCAGUUCAGACCAUUAAGUGCUAUGCUUUAUUCAUAUUGAAAUAAUGUAUGUGUAGGAGGCCCUCCUUAAAGACCUCCUCAUAGUAAUUAGUCCAUAAGUUGAAAGCAUCCAUCUUGUUUUGUGCAGAAGUUGCCCAUUGUCCCAAAGGAGUGGGGAAAGAACGGAAAGAGGACAGUCAGUAACUUUGGACAAGCAUUUUGUUUACAAAGGCUGUAGGAGUCUUAAGUUUUUGAGUCUUAAGCACCAAGGAGCUGCAAACAUGGGCAUGUCUACACAAAUGCAUAUUUUAUGCUAUUUCUGCCACCAGGUUUUCUCCCAAAGAAUGCUGGUGAUUCUGUUACCUCACAAAAUUGAUAGCAUUAGCAUUCAAUCAUCUCAUCCCUCCCCAAACAGUUUCCUUCUUGGUACAAAAAAGGGAACAUUAUUAGGCCUCUCUCUCCUGAACUAAAUCAUUAACUUGACUCUGUGGGAGAUAGGAUUUAGUAUUUGAGGAGAAGACAAAAAAAAGAGUUAAAGCAGGUUUCAUUCCAUUUUGAAUGAUGCAGUAUUUUUCCAGUCCAUUGACCUUGCUCAAGUGUUACUCGUUUUUCCAUCCACAGAGAAAUCCCAUCUGCGUGAUGCAGUCAAGGUUGUGUCAGCUGGUAAUGCCUUUUGCAUUAUUGCCAUUUUAAAGCUGGGUGAUCUUAAAGCAUCCAUCCAUAUAUCCCUGGGUAUUCAUGUUUAAUUUUAAUGCUCCACAAAAAAUGUGAAUCUACCCCCUCCCUUUUAAAGAUACUCAGAUAAGAGACACUAAUUUAAUAGAUUGCUCCACUGAUGGUUGCUGCUAAAAAUUCCCAUUACCUUAAAUUUUUCUGAGUUCACUUCAAGAAAUCCUGCCUUAAACUGUCCUUGUUCUCCCCUGCCUCGCACAUACUCCCCACCAAGACACACACAGCCUUGUGUUCCUUAUAACAGCAACUUAUGGCUGAAUCUCUAUCAAAAACUAUAAAAGGAGAUCAAAGAAAUAAUCUGCCUCUUUAAAAUUUGCAUAAACGCAGAAAGAUUGUACUAGUGCAGCAAGCCUAUAUUUCUGUAGCUCUGUUUGGCUUUAGAGAAAAUAAAGAAAGGAAUGACGACAUCAUGGGUUACCAUAAUUUUCUGUUGUUUAUGGUGACAUCUAGUGGAGAGGAACAGGACAAAUUUACUCCCCCAAAUCAUUUGAUGUUUUAGCACCUGCUUAGAAAAUAAAAUCCACUUAGAAAAUAAUAUCAUAUUUGUAACAGGCGUUAUAACAAAUCUCUGCGCUGAAAACAAGUUAUAUACUUUUCCCAGUCCAUAAACAUAUCUCUGUGUUUUGGCCUAUCCUACAUUAAGUUUUGCUGCAAUUUACCAAUUAUUUUACUUAAUUUAUACUAAAUAGUGGGGCAUAGUGCUUUCCAUCUAGAGAAGUGGAUCUCAACCUGUGCAUCCCCAGAUGUUUUGGCCUUCAACUCCCAGAAAUCCUAAUAGCUGGUGAACUGGCUGGGAUUACUCGGAGUUAUAGGCCAAAACACCUGGGGAUCCACAGGUUGAGAACCACUGAUCUAGAGCUUCGGUUAGUAAGAGAGCCUUUUGGUUUUAUUGUUAGGAGCCUAAGAAGCUACCUUAUACUAAAUCAGGCCAUUGUCCCAUGUUGAAACCAAUUGGUAUCCCCUUUCCAAGGUUUUCAACCAGAAUCCUUUUUUAUACUUACCUACAGGUAGCAGAAAUUGAAAUUGGAGCUUUCUCCAAUGAGUGUUGAUUUGUCCCCGAUUAAUUUCAGUGGUACUUUGCAGUAUUCCCAAGAUUUAGUGGGAAAGUGUGUAAUCCUUUUUGUGUUUUAUUUAUUUCAGUAAUAAACACAAUCAGAAGUGUAUGUUCUAGUCAUAGUGAAGCAACACAACUGCACAAAUUGGAACUGUAGACUUGAACACUUCCAGACAAAAUGACAGUGGUCAAAAAGUGAUGAUGAUAGAAAGGUCACCAGGGUGGGCUAUCUCACAUUUGGGCCAGCUAGAAAACAAAGGUAUUUGUGGGAAGGACACAAGAAUACUUGUAUCUCGCUUAGAUGGGGCCACACAUUAACACCUAUUCACAAAAGUAUCAGCAUCACUUAGAAGAUCACAUGUUUUUUAAUAAUUAGUUUUAGCAAAAACACUCACCCUGCUUUUUAAAACAGUAAACAUGAAUUCUAUUUUGGAUGCUGAUCAAUGUGUAAAACUCAUUCUGAAACAGAGAUGCAGUGAUGAGACAGUACUGCAUUUCUUGAGGUCAGUUAUGGAAUACAACUUUCAAUAGUCUAUAUUUCUUGAUAAUCUUAGUUUAGAGUGCAAACAGAACUUCAGUUGUAAUUAAAAACUAAUCUGCAGUAAACUAGCAAUGUGCACGCCCAGACAUUACUGUGUUCUGAAGGGCAAAAAUAGAAUGUAUUCAAAUGUAUUGCUAUAACUAUACUAAUGCAUUUGCCGUAGGAAGAGCCUAUGGUUCACUUUCCUAUCAGUUCAGCAAAACAAAUGAAGAUAAUCUGGUAUGUUACUUACCAGACUGGAAACUGUAAAUUUUGAACAGAAAAUACUCAAAGCCACCUGAUGGUCCAGAACACCUAAUUGUUCAAUGCCUCCGUUUCCUAGCUCACAGGAAUUGUGUGAGACUUUGUUGAUAAUUAUGAAUAGCCAGCUUCUUGCAUGGAUGGUGCUAUGUAAAUGCUUACCUGUUUGUCCACUUGUCCAAAGGACCACAGCUUGUUUGCUUAUGUCUCCAUUUGCCCCAAAAUUUCCUUAUCGGUGUCAGGCAUUCUGAAGUGCUGGACCAUGUUGGAUGAUGCUUUGUGAUCAGUUUUUGUGGAGUGACUCUGGUUACUGUCUCCCAUUCCUUUUAUUCUUUCAGUGUUUGCUCAGUUAUGCUUGGUCAGCUCUCCUUGUCGCUUAUUUAUCUCUCUUUCUUUUUGGUGCAUUCAGACAAGAGUACAGUGGAUUAUCAUUUUAAGGGGAUGAUUUGCUAACUUACUGAAUUCGUGUAGUGCCAGUGAUUCCAAGAUUUCUACACAGUUGUAAGGAUCAAUGCCCUAUCUCCUUAAAAUUGCCAGCUUUGUAAAUAACAGAAUCUUAGCAAUGACUAACUACCGGUACUUGCUAAAAUCACAAAUUCUUAUUGACUUGGGGAACAGUGCUCGAAUUAUGGCAGGGAGGAUAAUGAAAUCAAAGUCCCAAACUCUGUCUCGACCCAAUUUUAAAUCAAAUCAUGAGAUCACCUACAGCCUUCCAGAAAUAGCAGUUUGGGGGGGGGGGGGGAGAGACACGGGAGAUGGGACAGGCCUUUCUUGCCUUCCUGUAAUAUUUGCACUGCUCACAAGGAUAUAAGAAAUUCAGAAAUACCCAGCUAUCACAUUUGUUAACAGGGGGUUAAUCUCCAGUAACAAAAAGCUCAUGUAAAAUGGUUAUCACUUGCCCAUCUCCGUAGCUUGGUUUAAAAGAGUUGCUAUUUUUCUCAGCACAAAAGCAAAUCACAUUUGCAAUGGCUUUGACUAUCUUACUUCCAAGGUCAAAGAAGGUGUCUUCAGUUAUGGGCACUGAAGAGGGAAAAAAGCUUGCUGGUUCAGACGUUGUGGUUGGCAAAAGGCUCACGAUUUUUUUCAUGUCAGGAGCGACUUGAGAAACUGCAAUUUGCUUCUGGUGUGAGAAAAUUGACCAUCUGCAAAUACGUUGCGCAGAGGUCGCCUGAAUGUUUGAUGUAAGGGAUGAAAAAUCCUUACAUCUGGACCUAUCCAAAUAGCAUAUAUGAAGGUUUGCCACCUUUCCUUUUCCUGACAGUGGCACACUAGACCAAAUUGAAUUUGUACAGCUCCUCUUGGCAUAAAACUUCAAUAAGAGGAGAAAGCUAUACUUGUCGAGUUCCUUCCUGUCAUGCAGCAACCUCACGAGCCUUGCCAGGAAAAGAGUGGGGAUGGGGGGAAAGCGGCAAUCUCUGGAUAUUUGUGGAAAUGAACAUUGUUAGAUCUGAGGGGAAAUGCCACCGCCAGAAUUAAACAUUAGUCAUCCUUUCCUAUCUCUUCUGCAUCUGUACAUUGCUCACUGUGGUGAUAAAAUCUCCACACUAAGCCUUAUUUGUCAGGAAAUUUAAAAAUUCUCAGAAGUGCACAAAGCUAGUGGUAUCUCAGUUAUUCAGUCAACUUUGUAUUGAAAGAAAUGGAUAUCAGAUAGAUGCCCUUUUUGUGCCAUUUAAGGGCUAUGCGUGCAAUCCUUUGGUUUGUAGCGAUCGGUAGAACAUAUUUGUAUGGGCAUUUUGUUACAAACACAAAGUGCUGAUGGGAGCACCCCUUUCAGGGGUGUGCUGAGCCAUGAUUUCAGCACAUAGAACCACAGUCUUGAGUCCAGACUAUUAGCCCAGAUUAAGUGGAUAGUUGUGUCCUUAAAGGUUAUAUGUCUGCUCAGGAUCCCCAAGUACAGACUAAGUCUAACUAUGCACAAAAUGCAGUGAGAAUAAUUUUUAACAGAAAGGGUUUUUUUUUAAAAGAAAAGAAAACUAUAUUGGCAAGAGUUAUUAAAAAUGUCAAGGGUUGUGUAUGUGGAAUACAGUGGCAGGGCCUAUGUAUCUGAAUUCUUCAUUGCCAUAUUGUGAAUUAUACCAAUGUGAACAACUAAGAGAUGAAAAAUGCAAACAAGCUACCAGAGGCCUGGCAAAGUGAAAAGGACUAUUUGCCUUGUUUCUAAUCCAGGCAUGUGCAAGCGAGAUGCCACCCUCUUGACAAUCGAAAUUUUCAAACAUGUGUGAUAAGCUGUAGCUUGGCAGCCACAAAAACAAAUUCUCAGUCUACUUAUUUUGAUGUAAGUAUACUACUGUAUUGUAGCUGUGUGGUAUAUACUGAUACAUUAGUAGUGUAUACUUCUAAGUUAGGGUUUGCUAAUGUAAUACAUUUCAAUAAAAAGCUAUUUAAAAAUACAA